AUGGCGGAAGCCAUCGGGGUUGUCUCUGGCGUGAUCACCUUCAUCGACGCAGGCAAAAAGGUUCUGGACCUGUGCACCAGGAUCAAAGACGCCCCCGAAAAAAUCGCCGCAUACCAGCAACAUCUCGAAGACGCCCUGUUUAACGUGGAGAAUUUGAAGCAGAGACUCCAAUCAAAUACCAAUCCAAACAUUUCGAUCGCUCGCAAAGAUUUGGACUUUGUGGACAAUCUUCUGAUUAGAUGUACCGAGCAUCUCCUUGCCUUGCAGCAGACUUUAGGAUAUCUGGACAAUGAGUUCAAAGGUGGACGACGGCGUCACGCUUGGGCAUCUUUGGUAGCUGUACGAAGAAGCGGUGAGAUACUUGGGAUCUUCAGCAAACUUCAGAAUGGGCUGAACUCGCUCAAGUCCUUCUUGAUUCAACAGAACUUUUGGAUGCUUCAGGGUCAAAGUUCUGCAGUUGCAGCCGUUCAAACCAGUCUUGCGGAUCUCAAAGCUAUACAAAGCCAGAACAUGCAAGAUUUAGAGCAAGGGUUUGCAACGACGUCGCAACGCUCAGCUGAAUACGUCGUCCAAGAACUCAAUCGCAUGCUCCAAUCCCAGACUAGUGAGAUCAUCCCAAAGCUUGAUGCCAUCUAUGCAGUCUCAGCGUUUGUCGUCUCUGCAGACUUUGGGGGUGGUGGAAUCUCGAUAAGCCCAGCCAUCAAGUUCCCCGCCACAAUUGUGGACCGCACGGAGUCGGAAGGCUUCCGAUUGCUUGAUUCGCUGGUCCUCGAGUACAAAGAUAACUACAGAAAGGUUUACGACACCCCUAAAUCUCCGAAAAGUGUCCUCCAUUUCCCCAGCCGCUCCCUGGAUCCAGACAGUCCCUACUGA
Messenger RNA from Lasiodiplodia theobromae, 873 nucleotides. RefSeq lists its product as uncharacterized. The transcript is spliced from 3 exons. The record is from RefSeq and is a predicted model, not a curated record. Lineage: Eukaryota; Fungi; Ascomycota; Dothideomycetes; Botryosphaeriales; Botryosphaeriaceae. Bases 1 to 873 code for a protein of 290 amino acids.